This is a messenger RNA of Arachis ipaensis, 1696 nucleotides long. Lineage: Eukaryota; Viridiplantae; Streptophyta; Magnoliopsida; Fabales; Fabaceae. The record is from RefSeq and is a predicted model, not a curated record.
AUAUAUAUAUAUAUAAGAGAAUGAAGGAAGAUAUUCUGCCGGAUUCUCAGCAAACAAAUAAUAUUAGAGAACCGAAAAAUUUGAAAAAAAAAUUUACAAAAUUUGAUUUGUUUCCUUUCUGGCUCUGUAUCUUGUUCUUAUUCUUGUUCAUGCUGUUGCUCCUCUAAAGUAAGCUGCAUAAAGAGAAUUCAUAUAGAGCUCUUGUUCUGAAUGCAAAAAAAUGGUGUCAUCAACUCGUCAAGAAAUUUUAGAUGCUGAAUCAAGGAGUAGUAGAAAAUCAAGGCCUUGUUUGAUUUUCCCUGUGGCUUCUUUUCUCUGUGUUUUUUUGCUUGUUGCAACUUCAUUCUUUGCAAAAGGAUACAAACAGAAAUUAUCAAGUUUUAGAACAAAUUACCAGAAUUUGGGAGUUGAUAAAUGCAAGAAUCAAUGCAGGCCUAGAGGAAGUGAGGCAUUGCCCAAAGGAAUAAUCUCCAGCAGUUCUAAUUUGGAAAUGAGACCUCUCUGGGGUCAUGUUGUUCAAAAGAAAAAUGUCAAUAUAGAUAAAAAGGAAAAUGCUUCAACAAAUUUGUUUGCAUUGGCAGUAGGGAUAAGGCAGAAAGAUCUUGUGAAUAAAAUGGUCAGAAAGUUCCUAGGAAGUGGUUUUGUUGUGAUGCUGUUCCACUAUGAUGGUGUUGUUGAUGAAUGGAAGGAAUUUGAAUGGAGUGAUCAAGUUAUUCAUAUCUCUGCUGCUAAUCAAAGUAAAUGGUAUGUUUCUAUCAUAAAGAGUGAAGGGUUAGAGAUAUCACAACCAGCACUUGAUCCUCACAAAUCAAUACUCCAUCAUCAAAUUACCGUACGUUUGACUACCUCACAAGUCCACAGAAGGACAUACAAAGCUGGUUAUUGUGCUGAAAGAAGCACUGCUCCACCUUGCACUGGAUGGGUGGAAAUUAUGGCUCCUGUUUUUUCAAGGGAAGCAUGGCGUUGUGUUUGGUAUAUGGUCCAGAAUGACUUGGUCCAUGCUUGGGGUCUAGAUAAACAACUUGGCUAUUGUGCUCAGGGUGAUAGAACACAAAAUGUUGGUGUUGUGGAUGCUGAAUACAUAGUCCAUUAUGGUCUUCCUACUCUUGGUGGCAUAAAUAAAUCUGAGGCUUUAUCUCAAGCAAAAGAUCAUAGAAUUGAUGUGAGAAGACUUUCUUUUCAAGAAUUAGAGAUUUUUGUGAAACGUUGGAAAAAGGCAGUGGAUGAAGAUUCUUGUUGGGUACCACCCCCUAUUGCUCCAGCGAUAACACUCCUUCGCCCUAUUCCAACGGCGAAAUCCCAAAGGAACAAUGUUACUUGCAAUUACCUUCUUAGUGAUAACACUCUUUAUGCACCCUCGCCCUACUCCAAUGGUGAAAUUCCAAAUCCUCUGAGCCCAAAGUCUCGCCUCCCUUUAGUGGGACACCUCCACCUCUUGGACCCUCUCAUUCACCACUCCCUCAUCCGUCUCUCCAAGCGCCAUGGCCCCAUCUUUUCCCUCUACUUCGGCUCCAUGCCCACCGAGGUUGCUUCUUCUUUUGAACUCCUCAAGCUCUUCCUCCAAACCCACGAGGUCACCUCUUUCAACACUAGGUUCCAAACCUCUGUCAUCCGCCGCCUCACCUGUGACAACUCUGUCGCCAUGAUCCCCCUUCGGACCUUACUGAAAAUUCAUAAGGAAGCUCAUCAUGAAUGA